GUACGGUUGGCAUGUGUGGAGAGCCUGUUGUUAGCUUAGCCGAUAAUACGUUGAUUUUUAUGCAGGCUUUUUGUUGAAAAAAAUAUUUUGAGACGUAAAGAAAGUAUUUCGACCUGUGACGUUUGUAGCCCAGCGAAAUGGACGUUGGAGAGCUCCUGAGCUAUCAGCCUGAUAGAGGAGCAAAGCGUCCUAGAGAGGAGAAUGGAGCGGCAGCAGGUGUAGAGGAGGACUUGAAAGGAGCAAAGCAGCAGAAGGGGUUGGGUGUCAGGGAACUCGCCAGACAGCGUGAAGCAGCAGGAGUCGAUGAAGAUGAAGGUGAUGUGAGAGAUGCUGAGGAGCUCACAGGCAACAGGAAUAAGAUCCUGGAAAAACUGAUGGAUCACGAUGAAGAAGAACCUGAGGCUGAGCCAGUGGAUGAGAGUUCAGUGAAGAAAAUGAUCCUGACCUUUGAGAAAAGGUCUUACAAAAACCAGGAAUUGAGGAUUAAGUUUCCAGACAAUCCAGAAAAGUUCAUGGAGUCGGAGUUGGAUCUCAAUGACAUUAUUCAAGAAAUGCAUGUUGUUGCCACAAUGCCAGACCUCUACCACCUUCUGGUGGAGCUUAAUGCCAUCCACUCUUUGCUUGGCCUCCUCAGUCAUGAAAAUACUGAUAUUUCCAUAGGAGUGGUGGACCUGCUGCAGGAGCUGACUGAUAUCGACACACUCCACGAGAGUGAGGAGGGUGCUGAGGUACUCAUCGAUUCACUGUUGGAAGGACAGGUGGUGGCUUUGUUGGUCCAGAAUAUGGAGCGACUGGAUGAACAGGUGAAAGAAGAGGCUGAUGGCAUCUAUAACACACUGGCCAUCAUAGAAAACAUGGCAGAAUUCAGACCCGGUCUGUGCACUGAGGCCGCUCAGCAGGGGCUGAUACAGUGGCUCCUCAAGAGAAUCAAGGCCAAGAUGCCGUUUGACGCGAAUAAGCUGUACUGCAGUGAAAUUCUGGCCAUCUUGCUACAAAACAAUGACAAUACUAGAGAACUAUUGGGAGAGAUGGAAGGCAUUGAUGUGUUACUGCAGCAACUAUCUGUGUUUAAACGUCACAACCCGGCCACCGCUGAGGAGCAGGAGAUGAUGGAAAACCUUUUUGACGCACUCUGUUCCUGCCUCAUGUUGCCAGCCAAUCGGGACCGCUUCCUCAAAGGGGAAGGGCUUCAGCUGAUGAACCUCAUGCUCAGAGAAAAGAAAAUGUCCCGAGCCAGUGCUCUGAAAGUCCUGGACCAUGGGAUGAUUGGACCAGAGGGGUCAGAUAACUGCCAUAAGUUUGUGGACAUCCUGGGCUUGCGAACAAUCUUUCCACUCUUCAUGAAAACACCCAAGAAAAUGAAGAAAACUGGUGCAUCAGAGAAGGAUCAUGAAGAGCACGUCUGCUCCAUCAUCGCGUCCAUGUUGAGAAAUCUCAAGUCCCAACAGAGAACCCGACUCCUCAACAAGUUCACAGAGAACGACUGUGAGAAGGUUGAUCGCCUGAUGGAGUUGCAUUUUAAGUACCUGGAGGCUGUUCAACAGGCUGACAAGCGGAUCGAAGGAGAAAAACACGAAAUGGUUCGUCGUGGAGAGAUCCUUGAUGACAACAUGGAAGAUGAGUUCUACCUACGUCGCCUGGACGCCGGCCUAUUUGUCCUGCAGUUGAUCUGCUACAUUAUGGUGGAAAUCAGCAACUCAGGGAUAUCACAGUUGCAGCAAAGGGUCCAUCAAAUUCUCAACCUAAGAGGAGGUUCUGUCAAAGUUGUACGUCACAUCAUGAGAGAGUACGCUGAGAGCAUCGGGGACGGAAAAAGUGACGAGUUCAAACAGGCUGAGCAGAAGAGAAUUAUGGACCUUGCAGAAAACUUCUAAUCUCUGCCACAUCCACACGCGGAAAACAUAAAAACCUGCUGCAAAA
Molecule: messenger RNA, 1920 nt
Organism: Thalassophryne amazonica
Lineage: Eukaryota; Metazoa; Chordata; Actinopteri; Batrachoidiformes; Batrachoididae
Gene: ctnnbl1
Product: catenin, beta like 1
Exons: 16
Coding region: 138-1874 (578 amino acids)
Cellular component (GO): spliceosomal complex
Source: RefSeq, a predicted model, not a curated record